Messenger RNA from Linum tenue, 853 nucleotides. The record is from the annotation of a GenBank genome assembly. NCBI's taxonomy places the organism in Eukaryota, Viridiplantae, Streptophyta, Magnoliopsida, Malpighiales, Linaceae.
AUGAGGCGCCACGUUGACAAGCAGAGGUUUAGAUUGGCCUGAUUGGCCAAUCCUUGACGCUUGAUCUAUCCGUUACAAACCGUCGAGGCUGCCGAGAGGCGACGGCGCCAAAAAGUCAACCAUGACGACAGCCAGAGCUACGCCAUCGGACCUCUCACUCCGGAUCGUAUCCGCUUCCAGCUCCGCUCUCUCCUCCGAUUCCAGACUUCCCGUGAGUUCAUCUCCGAUCACCGUCGACCGACGCGGAAGCAAUCGCCUUCCACCUCCAAUCAAGAUCUCCCGCAGAGAUGCCGCUCUACUCCCCUUCGUCGCGCUCGUCCCGCUCCUUGCACCGCCGCCUCCCGCCGCAGCUUUCUCCGUCGGCAUUUCAGGACCGAAGGACUGGCUGAAAGAGCAGAAGAGGAAGGCGGCGAAGUACCUGCUGGCGCCUAUCGAUGCCUCCAGAGAGAAUCUCCGCUCCGUGUAUCUGGCACUCACAGCUGGGGGAUCUGAUCUCACAGUCGUCGAUUUAGGGGAAGUUCAAAAGCUUCUGGUUUCUUCUGCUAGAGAUUGCGUUCCACGAGAGAGGAAUUCGUUUGUGGUGUUCCAGGCCAAUACUGGAGUAGAGGUUUGCACGUUCACUUUGAUUCUGAAGAAUGCUGCUUCAUUGCUUGAUAAAAACGAUCCUGUCAAGCUGGAGGGUGAAGCCAUAUUGAAUAAUCUCAUAAGUUCGUUCGCUUCUCUGAGCGGUGUCAUAAAUGGAAUGGAUAUUCAACUCUCUUCUGACAGAUUGAAGGUUGCUGAUGCAGUGAUGGAUACUUUGUCGUCGUUGGACAAGUUUGAGCAGGGAGUGAAGGAUUGCCUUGAAGCUUGA